Messenger RNA from Mixia osmundae IAM 14324, 1766 nucleotides. RefSeq lists its product as uncharacterized. The coding region runs from base 299 to 1429 and encodes 376 amino acids. The record is from RefSeq and is a predicted model, not a curated record. The transcript has 3 exons. Lineage: Eukaryota; Fungi; Basidiomycota; Mixiomycetes; Mixiales; Mixiaceae. Gene Ontology annotation, molecular function: phosphatase activity.
UCUAUGCCAGGCUGGAUGAAGAGAUAAGCAAGCGAGCCACGCAGGGAGGGCGCGGUCAAUGCUGCAGACGUCGAGAACUGACGGAGCGGAGCUUUGCUGAUGGUGAUGCCAAAUUGGGCUGGUAUCGCGAAAUCGAGGAUGGCCCGACUCGACCUGGUCAGAUUGGCGUAGUGGUUGUGCUCAUCCCAGCCCAUCUGGAGGUAGUACAGCCUGAGCACAUGAGACGGGAAGGGUACCAUCAUCUUGCGCGCCAGCCGCUCCUGCCACUGUCAGGCCGGCCGACAAAGAUACAAGUGCAAUGCGUUGCUGCCCGCGCUCCUGCCAACAACGCGACGACGACGCGAGAGGACGGGGACGUACGCAAACAAGCCGACGUGGAAGUCUGCCUGCUAGCACGUCCAGCCGGCCUGUCCGCCUGACUGAUCAUUUGCUUUCGCUUUUUUCUAUUGAUCCCUUACGCUCGACGACGGACUUGACGACAGGCAUCGACAUUGUGGCCUGCCCCAGCCGCGCUGACAUGCCGAAAGAGCUAGACGAGCACGAGGACCUGGCCGGGUUCCUCGCACAGUACGACAGCUUCCUUUUCGAUUGUGACGGUGUCAUCUGGGUUGGCUCGGAGCCAAUAGCCGGCAGUGUGGAUGCGAUCAGGUACUUGCUCAAGCUUGGCAAGCGAGUCAAGUUCAUCACCAACAAUGCAACAGCCAGCAGAAAGACGUAUGUCAAGCGAUUGCAUGACAUCGGUCUCCACGAGAUCCUGCACACUGACGUCUGCUCGAGUGGGACGGCAUCAGUAGAUCAUCUCGCGAGCUUGCUGCCCAGGCUCGACCCAGCCAAACGAGAUAUAUUCCUCAUCUGUCAGGCCGCUCUCGAGGAAGAAUUGCGAGAGGCAGGCAUUACGAACUUUAGGGGAGGCUCUGAUCCCAAAUGGAAUGAGCCGAUGCCUCUCCAGGACUUCUCGUCCAUCAAGCCAGACCCACGCAUCGGGAUUGUGCUGCUUUCGUUUGACAUGCAUUUCAACUACCGCAAGAUCUGCCAGGCGUAUGAUCACUUGGCAAAAAAUGCACACUGCCAACUGGUGCUGACGAAUGACGAUGUCGAGGUCGUCGUCGGUCAGGAUGUUGCCUGCCCGGGCGAGGGCUUGAUGGCGGCUACCCUCCGUCCGGCGACGAAGAAUCCUGUGACGGUUUGCGGAAAGCCCAACAAGACGCUCUGGGACAGCAUCAAUCGAGAGGGCAAGAUGGACAGCAGUAGGACCCUCAUGAUCGGCGACAGCCUGGCGACAGACAUCCAGUUCGCCAAGAACGCGGGUCUCAAGUCCCUGCUCGUCUUUAGCGGCGCGACUUCGCGGGACGCGCUCAGGUCAAGCGAUAUCCGACCUGACUUUGUGGCAGACAGUCUGGCCAUCAUCGCGAGACUCGGCAGGCCAUGAUGACCAUUCACUCGAGCGCGGGCUUGGGAGGCAAGCGACCCAGCAGGAUCGUCUGGCUGCCCUCUGCCAUCUCGACCAGCUCGGCAAGGGCAUAGAGGGCUCUCGACUUGUGCUCCGAAAGAAGCAGCUUAGACGGCUCUGCAGACAGCUUUGCCGUGCCGUGCGGCACAGACAGAUCUGGUGGGAUGGCGAUAUGAUGGUAGAGCUGACAGAGGUUCUUGAUCGUCAGGCCAGGGACGCGCUCUCGCUCGGCUGCAGCAUGAAGCAGCUUGAUCGUGCGUUGUACUGUAGCGGUCGAUGAGUCCUCCGUCUGAUACAUCAUCACAACACCAGUCUG